GGACAGUGUGUCUUUGAUGUGUCUGUCGGCCUAUGGCGUACAGCGUCAUUCGUCGGCCUUGUUGAUGUAAUGAUGCAGAAAGCAAUCAGCGGACUUGCCGACGUUCCCUUUCCGUCCAUCCAUCCAUCCAUCCAUUCUCACUCAAUCUCUCCUGAACACCCUAUCGCGAUAGCCAUGGCGACACAACCAUCUCUCUCUCUCUGUAUGUGUGUGGGUUUGUGCGUACGUAUGCAUGUGUCACGCCUUAUGGCAAAAGAGAGCAAAGCCCUUCGACACACGGAAGACGACCAAGCGCGGUUCAGACAGACAGAGAUGCAGAGAGGCAGCCAAGCGACUUAAAAGCUGUUCAUGCGACGUAUAGGUAGACUGAGGGCCCCCCAGCCAGCCAGCCAGCCAGGUAGGUAGGUAGGUAGGUAGGCUAGAAGAAGCAUGAUGGACCUCGGCACGCCCGAAACUGGCCCUGCAGUGCGCGCACACACAGCCAAGAGAGAUAGGACACACGCCAUCACCUGAGCAUGUGUCUCCUCCCUCAUUGAAAGAGGCCUUCAUUGAGGGUGUCAAUGUCUCCCUCUCCCUUUGGUGCACACGUACGUGAGAGAAGAAUCGACUGCGGCCCAGGUUGACGAUGCCACCCGUAUCUCCAAAACCGCUAUUGCCGUAUAGUCGCUUGGUAUUGAAGUUGAUGUUGCGACCUGGCGAGACACAACGACACGGCGACACACGUGAGUGAUUGAGUGCCCGCCUGCCCGGCUGCUCAUCCAUCAAUCCAUUCGCUCACCCGAUCCCCGUGGGCCAAGGUUGUAUUGAGCUCCCACGAUGCUGGAUCGGGCCUGCAGGAACCGGCCGCUGACGUCCGUGUUCACCGAAUCUUCCCCCAGAUCGGCUCCCUCCGGUGGGCGUUGGGUCACCUCCACCACUGCACAAUAGCCGUCGGGCAGCGUGUCUUCGGCUGUGCAGCCCGCCUUGGCUGCCUGGAUGAAGAGGAAUGCGCUGUCGGCGUCGACGAUCAUAUAGUCUCCGCCGAGAAAGGACAGCUGGAUGGCGUUGGACUCCGUGUUGCGCGUGACCAUCUCCACCUUGUACAUGCGCUCCAACAGCCCGCCAUCGUUGGCCGGCAGGUUAUCCAGGUAGACCGCAUCGAACUGAGUGGAUGGAUGGAUGGAUGGAUGGAUGGAGGCACAGCCAGCCCUCACCCACUCCUCCUAUGUGUCAUGCGGUCAGCUUACGAGUUCAAUCUCGGUGAGUGGUUUGUCGACCAGGUCAAAGGGGGUUACCACAUCCACCUUCUGACGCACCUCUGCACACACACAGACAGCCAUCCACACCCAUUCCUCCAUCCAACCCCCUCCCCCCACUUACGGACGACAUAGUCCCCUGUCGGCGUGAGCAGCGCUCCGUGCUCCUCUGUCUUGGGGGCGUGUGCGGGGGAUGCCACGUAGGGCAGGACAAACGGCACCAGCGCCAGUGUCAUGACGUAGAGGACCACCAGGACCACGAUGAACACCUUGAGGACGGCAUUGCUGUUCGCGGCUGCCUUUGGUGAGGGGGAUGCCCUGGCGGGGGAGGAUGGGUCAGAUGUCGACGCCGCACCGGCACCCGCCUUCGACACGUCCGUCAUCAUGGUUUGGGACGAAGUAGGGACGG
Molecule: messenger RNA, 1644 nt
Organism: Vitrella brassicaformis
Lineage: Eukaryota; Vitrellaceae
Source: the annotation of a GenBank genome assembly